Molecule: messenger RNA, 1434 nt
Organism: Colletotrichum scovillei
Lineage: Eukaryota; Fungi; Ascomycota; Sordariomycetes; Glomerellales; Glomerellaceae
Product: arginine N-methyltransferase 2
Exons: 2
Coding region: 1-1434 (477 amino acids)
Biological process (GO): peptidyl-arginine methylation
Cellular component (GO): cytoplasm; nucleus
Molecular function (GO): protein arginine N5-methyltransferase activity
Source: RefSeq, a predicted model, not a curated record
AUGGCGACACCGAUCGACGACUCGAUGCAAGCCCGCAUCACAACAGACUGCCCCGACGCAACCCGCGAAAUCCUCCUCCACGCCUGGAGCCACGACUCCUCCGCCCUCAAGAAACUCCUCCAGGAACCGGGCCAAGCGAGCUGCCAAGACCCCACGACCGGCGAGACGCCCCUCCACGCCGCCAUCCGCGCCUGCGGACCUGCUCCCCCUUCCACCGAUAAUGAAGUCCAGAAUGGAGACGGAGACGACGACAGCGAAGACCUACAGGUAGAAGAAGCAAAGGAAACGGUCCACGAGCUCUUCCUCUCCGGCGCAAUCUGGAACGACGUCGACAACAACAACGAGACGCCGGGCUGCCUCGCCCUCCGCCUCGGCCAAAAGGCGCUCUACAACCUCUGCGUCGAGGCCGGCGUGCGCGCCGAGAUGCUGUUUGGCUUGUUGGACGGGUACGAGGCGCUUUCUUCGGGGGGCUCGGAGAUGGACGAGGACGAGGUCGAGGCAGCCGUCGAAGGGACCGCAGACGCCAACGACGUUGUCAUUGAGGACGUACACGAUACGGAAGAAGCACCACAACUCGUCGAGGCACCAGCACCCGUCUCAGAGGAACAGCAGCAAGAACCCAAAACGUUCCAACCACCCGCCGUCCAGGACCCUUCCCUCAACUCGGAAGAGUACCUCGCCUCCAACCUGACCUACUCCUCCGGCAAACUCGUCGACGAGGCAGGCAACGGCGUCAUGAUGGCGUGGGAGACGGAAAUCAUGCGCAAGAGCGUCGACGCCCUCAUCCCGCCACCAUCCACAGCCGAGGACUCCUCCGCCGAUGCUGCUACCUCCACGAUAUCAGGCAAACGCAUCCUCAACAUCGGCUUCGGCAUGGGCAUAAUCGACUCCAUGUUCCGCGCCACAUCCCCCGCCCGCCACCACAUCAUCGAAGCCCACCCCGAAGUCCUCGCCGAAAUCGACGGCACCACCACCACUGACUCAGACUCGAUCCCCUCCACCUUCGGCGCCGCAUGGGAAUCCUCGUCCCCCCGACCAGGAGCCUACAAAAUCCACCGCGGCAGGUGGCAAGACGUCGUCCCCCAACUCCUCGAGGCCGGCGAAGUCUACGACGCAAUCUACUUUGACACGUUCGGCGAAGACUACGGCCAGCUGAAGACAUUCUUCACGGAGUACAUCCCCGGCCUGCUCGAUUUCGAGGGGCGCUUCAGCUUCUUCAACGGCCUGGGCGCCGACCGGCGGAUAUGCUACGACGUCUACACCAAGGUGGUCGAGAUGCACAUGGCCGACGCCGGCCUGGACGUUGAGUGGGACGAGAUGGACGUCGACAUGAAGGGCUUGGAAAAGGCCGGCGCCGGCGAGUGGGAGGGUGUCGUGCGCCGGUACUGGACUUUGGAUAAGUACCGCUUGCCCACGUGCACGUUCAUGGGUUGA